AGUUACUGAGCUACAGAUGUCAGGUACUGACUAGAGACUGAGACUGCUGGAAAAUAGGAACUCACGAGGAUCCCUUUUUGGGGGUUACCCUUGCACCCUGAAAGGACUGAGACCACCCCCCAUUCAGACACACUCUGCUCAGCACGACUUCUGCCCUUGAGGAUCCAGUCUGCCUGUGUGGCCCCUAUACAAUUCUGCCCCCCACCAUCACCUGACAGCUUUAACAUCCCUUGUGCAGCGGAUUCAUGAUUUUGUUACCCUGACAGCUUGUUGGCUGACACUCACCCCAACGUAGUCGCCCCCGACGUUGUGUAUUGGAUUCUGGCACCUGAGACCUUACCCCCCAAGUCAAAAGAGGCUUUGCCAUCACCAAAACAUUCUGUGGCCCCCCUAGAAGCGAAGAAUGUGGGUAUACAGGGCCCCACUAUUCCUCCUGUUUCUGCUUCUGGGUCAGUUAUCACCCCAGGCCCAUGCACAGUCUGUUCUGACUGAUGAUGAGAUUGAAGAGUUCCUGCAGGGAUUCCUGAAGGAACUUGAUCCUGAGGAAGAAGAGGAUGACAAGGUGGAGCCUGGAGAGACAACGGUGGUGGAGCAGGAAGAAGGGGAUGCAGUGAGUAGUAGGACUAGAGGAAAUGAAGAGGAAGAUGGUACUGUUUCAAAGAAGAAAGCCAAGGCACCAAAAAGUACAGGUGGAGACACACAAGAUAAGGGUAAAGAAAAGCCGAAAAAAGAGAAACCCAUUAAGCCCACCAAGAAACCCAAGGAGAAACCACCGAAAAAGGAGAAGCCUCCCAAACCCACCAAGAAACCAAAAGAGAAGAAGCCAAAACCAACUAAAAAACCCAAAGAGAAGCCACUAAAACCCACUAAGAAGACCCCUGGGAAAAAGCCAGAGAGACCAACAGAAAGACGGGAAGAGGAGGAGAGACUUAAGAGGCCUGAAAUAAAAGAGGAAGAGACAUACAUUGAGCCUGAAAUUAUAGAAGAAGAAGAAGAUAGGUACAGGAGGCCCCAGGUUACAGAGGAAGAUGAGAGGCCCAGAAGGCCACAGGUAACUGAGACAGAAGAGACAUACAAGAUACCACAAGUUACUGAUGAAGAAGAGAGAUAUGGAAAAGAAGAAACAGAGGAAGGAUACGAAAGACCAACAAUAACAGACAGUAGAAGAAUAUAUGAUGGAGAAGAAUGGAAGGAAGAAAUUCCUGUAUUACCAAUUCCUGAACCUCCAGAACCAGACAGAGAGGAGCGCCGACCUCAGCCUGAAAAAGAAGAACUUCCAACCGAGGACUACAAUGAACGCUUGGAAAGGGAGGAUUAUGAUGACUAUGCCUACAUUAGGCGCCAGAAGAAGAAGCCACCCAAGAUCCCUGAGCACAAAAGGCCAGAAAGUCCUGUUGUUGAGGAGAAACCUCCACCAAGGAAACCUGUGGCACCACCCACGCUGCCCCCCGAUUAUCCUGAUUUCAAAUUCAAUUAUGAUGACUAUGAUUACACAGUGCAUUUUAGACCACCAGAUCGAAAGAAGGAGGAAGAGGAGGGAACAGAUGAAGAGAAAUAUACCUCAAAGAAACCUCAGAAACCAACCAGCAGCAAAGAAGAACGGGAAAGAGAGGAGAAGGAAAAAGAGAAGAAAAAACCUGAAUCCUGGGAUUCGGAAGAGGAAGAGGAGCAGCUUCCAAAAGAGAGGAAAAAGUGCCCACCUAUUGGAUUGGAAUCCCACCGCAUCGAGGAUGAUCAGAUUCUGGCCUCCUCCAUGUUGCGCCACGGCCUCCAUGCUCAGAGAGGAAGACUCAAUAUGCAGACAGGAGCCAAUGAGGAUGAUUUCUUUGAUGGCGCCUGGUGUGCGGAGGAUGAGAGCCAGGUGCAGUGGUUGGAGGUGGACACACGGAGAACCACAUUGUUCACUGGAGUAAUAACACAAGGCCGGGAUUCCCUUAUCCAUGAUGAUUUUGUCACGUCGUUCCAUGUGGGGUUUAGCAAUGACAGCCAGAAGUGGGUCUUGUACAGCAAUGGAUAUGAGGAGAUGUUAUUCUAUGGUAAUGUGGAUAAAGACACACCAGUGCAAACAGAUUUCCCUGAACCAGUGGCAGCGCGAUUCAUCAGAAUAUACCCACAGACCUGGAAUGGCAGUCAGUGUAUGCGUAUGGAGGUGCUUGGCUGUCCUCUCUCUAAUGUGGUCCAUUUUUACAGUCAGAAUGAGGUGUUAACAUCCCCAGAUAAUCUGGAUUUCCGACAUCACAAUUACAAAGACAUGAGACAGGUCAUGAAAGUUGUAAAUGAUGAAUGUCCAACUAUAACUAGGAUAUACAACAUCGGGAAGACACCCAAGGGACUAAAGAUCUAUGCCAUGGAGAUUUCUGACAACCCAGGAGACCACGAGACAGGCGAGCCGGAGUUCCGCUACACAGCAGGCCUUCAUGGCAAUGAGGUUUUAGGCCGAGAGUUGCUGCUUCUCCUCAUGCAGUUCAUAUGCAAAGAAUUUCGAGAUGGGAACCCUCGCAUCACAAGCUUGGUCCGGGAUACUAGAAUACAUCUUGUCCCUUCACUAAAUCCAGAUGGUUAUGAGAUUGCAAGCCAGAUGGGUUCAGAGUUAGGGAACUGGGCAUUGGGUCACUGGACAGAAGAAGGUUAUGAUAUUUUCACCAAUUUCCCAGACCUGAACACAGCGCUUUGGGCAGCAGAAGAAAGAAAGUGGGUUCCACACCGUGUGCCCAACCAUCAUCUACCUAUUCCAGACAGUUUCAUGGCAGAAGAUGCUACGGUUGCUAUGGAGACAAAAUCCAUCAUAGCUUGGAUGGAAAAAAUCCCAUUUGUGCUGGGUGCCAAUUUACAGGGAGGGGAAAAGCUAAUAUCUUACCCAUAUGACAUGGCGCGGCCAGUAAAAGAGGAGGCAUCUCCAGAAAGACCACGUUAUCAACAGUUCCAACAGGAAGAGGAGGAAGAAGAAGAAGAGUUCAUGGAGGUUGGAACUGAGGAUGAUGAAGGGGUGUCCCGGACUCCUGAUCAUGCAAUCUUUCGAUGGCUUGCCAUUUCUUAUUCUUCAGCCCACCUUAACAUGGGGGAGACAACCCGGGGAAGCUGCCACGCGGAAGACUACACAAAGGGAAUGGGCAUUGUCAAUGGGGCAAAAUGGAGGCCACAAUCUGGCACUAUGAAUGAUUUCAGUUACCUGCACACCAACUGCCUGGAAAUGUCCAUAUACCUGGGGUGUGACAAGUACCCACACGAGACUGAGCUGGCUGAGGAGUGGGAGAAUAACAAGGAGUCUCUUCUUUCCUUCAUGGAGCAGGUACACCGUGGCAUUAAAGGGAUUGUGACAGACAGAGAAGGAGAGCCUAUAGCCAAUGCCACCAUCUAUAUAGGAGAGAUCAACCGCAAUAUAAAAACAGCCAGCAACGGUGAUUACUGGCGAAUCCUGAACCCUGGAGAAUACCGAGUCACAGUCCGUGCUGAAGGCUACACUCAGAGCAGCAAGACAUGCAGUGUGGGCUAUGAUAUCGGGGCAACCCACUGCAACUUUGUCUUGGCACGUUCGAACUGGAAGAGGAUCAAAGAGAUCAUUGCAAUGCAGGGAAAUGGCCGCUUCCGUUUGGCACCCCCAGGGGGGCGUCGUCUAUCACCGGCCGCCCGUCAACGUUUGCAGCAACGCCGGCGCCUGUCGCAGAACAGACAAAGAAACCGCACCACUACUCUGCCUCCCACCACCACUCCUCUUGUUCCCUCAACCACCUUACCUCCCACUGAGACCCCAACCACAAUGCCCCCGCGCAGACUGGAACCUCCAACCCCUACAGAGUCACUUUGGGAUACAGAGACUGAGACUUACACAGAAAUCUUUACAGAAGUGGAGACAGAGAUUUGGGAGGAGGAGGUGAGCACGCCCGCAGCCCCAUUUACCACAGGAGAGACUUACACUGUGAACUUUGGGGAUUUCUGAUUGGCCAAACAAACAGAAACAUGAGGACAGAUACAAAAUCAUUACCAAAAUGGAGUCCACUCCACAGUUACGUCUUGUGUAGAGCUUGAUAUGCAGAGGAACAAUAAUACCCUCCAUGUAAGGCUGCCCAACUGGGGCUACGAGUUUCAUUCAAUGCUGAAUUCUUAGAGAAAUACUCUCAUGUCAACACGUAUCAGUUAAUAGUGCUGCUCCAGCAGAAUUCUGCACUGAAAUCCAUUUCUCAAAAGAGCAAACAGAUUUUUUU
Messenger RNA from Xenopus laevis (African clawed frog), 4202 nucleotides. It is a transcript of the gene aebp1.L, whose product is annotated as AE binding protein 1 L homeolog. The transcript has 22 exons. Gene Ontology annotation, molecular function: DNA-binding transcription repressor activity, RNA polymerase II-specific; zinc ion binding; RNA polymerase II transcription regulatory region sequence-specific DNA binding. Gene Ontology annotation, biological process: negative regulation of transcription by RNA polymerase II; proteolysis; regulation of DNA-templated transcription. Gene Ontology annotation, cellular component: extracellular region. The record is from RefSeq and is a predicted model, not a curated record. Bases 404 to 3937 code for a protein of 1177 amino acids. NCBI's taxonomy places the organism in Eukaryota, Metazoa, Chordata, Amphibia, Anura, Pipidae.